ACAGAAGUUAUGAAGCAGCAUUCUAAAGACCGCUGCUCCCUAACUUGUCAGCCUGCUCUGAGGCGGCGGACAGAAAUCAACCUGAUCGAAUAUGAUCGGGUUGAUUGACACUCCCUGCUAGCGGCCGAUUGUCCACAAAUCUGCAGGGGGCGGCAUUGCACCAGUAGUUCACAAGAACUGCUGGUGAAAUGAUAAAUGCUGACAGCGUAUGCUGUAGGUAUGAUACGCUACUUCGUAUAAUGUCCGCUUGCACUUUGUUAAAUAUGCCCCAUUAUCUGAUGGAGCAUGCCUAGAAGCAAAUAAGCUGCUGUGAAAUACAAUGCCUGUGUUUCUGAUGCUAGACACUGAUAAGAGGUGGGGAAGACUACUCUAAACAGCAUGGCUAUAAAUGAAGGAUGCUUCAUCCACCCUAGAACUCUGUCCGUUCUGUGGGAAAUCGUUUAAGAGGCUGAAGUCACAUUUACCCCACUGCAAAGCCGCAAGUAACAAAAAGGAACUUGCUCCUGACCGCAAAAAAAAUGAGGCAAUUUUUAGCCCGCCGACUGGUAAAAAGACGAAGUCAAAGAAAAACAUACAUGUAGACCAGGAACUAGGAGAGAGGAGCAAUGUGGGAACAGGAAAGGGCAAUAGACAGCCUAAAAAGUUUGUCCUGGAGGACAAGAAAUCACCUCCAGUAAGUGUAAAAAUGAACAAAACUAUAAUAAAUAUUCCACAGUUCACAGCAACAGAUCAACAGCGCAACAUAAUAAAUAAGGUGUAUUCAGCUCAAGAUUUGAGAGACCAUUCAACAAAGAACUCAUUAGCUAAUAUAUUAACUGGCUCCAAUGUGAUCUUAAAACAACCUGAGAAGCUUCAAACAGUGGCAGCACCAAAAACUCCCAUUCUGCCAAAUUCUCCAGUCAACACAGAUGCCCAAGAACUUGUUCUGGAUAAUAAAGAAAUUAUUAGAGCAGAUAAAAUAUUGCAGGACCAUCAAGGGAUGUUCCAGCCUAUUACAGCAAUUGUUGCAACAGACAUAGACAAACCUUUUAAAAUCUCUCGAAAUGAAUCAUGUGCUAGGGAAGAUAGAUGGAAUGCCAGUAAAACCGUAGUCUGGGACCAUAUCAAAGAUUGUCUGUUUGAGAAACAUCAGCAGUUUUCAGAUAUCCGUCUUUUCAAUACAAACACAUCUCAAAUAUUUGGAUCUACUUCUAGGACAUGUAACAUUCCUCUUGCUAAAGGCUAUAUAGAAUGUAUACAAGGUUGUUCUGAUAUCCACAACAAGAAUAACAUGGAUGAGGUUAAAAUGUCCUCCCCUGAAAAUCAUUCAGUUACUAAUCAGGUUUCCCCAUCACGGCCUCCAUAUGACAAAGGGGUCUGUUCACAGGGGUUCCAGUGGAUACCUGAACUAUAUACCAAUUAUUUAAGCUUGCGCCUUUUACCAGGGAAGCUUGAUUUGAAGGACCUUGAGAGGCGAGUCAUUGAAUCUGACACCUCCGGAAUACCUCUGUCAGAUGUUCCUCUGGAAGCCAGGUCUCUAAUGGACACAAGACUUGGAGAGUUGCCUUCUUGGCUAGCAAAGCACAGACUAUCAGCUAAAACAUUCCCAAGAAUAGUGCAAAAAGCCUGGGGACGUUAUUAUGAGAAAUACAUCAAUGUGCGGAGAGGUGGCAUGGGGGGCCUGGCUAUGGUGCUGUUUGGAUACUGUGUCCUCAGUUACGGAUGGAACUACAAUCAUAUCAGUAAGACAGAAGGGCACAUCCUUCUCCUUCUACGGAACAGACAAGGGCAAAAUGACCUAAGAGGUCCCUCCAGUAGCAUCUUAUUCACUACCUCUCACUCAUGUGCACAGAACAGGAGUCCCUCUUAAAGGGACAGUAAACAGCUUGUAAUUACAAGACAUUUCUGUUGUGCUGCUAUAGAAUAACAUAUCAGCCAAGUCACAAGAAUUUUAAAACAAAUUAAUAACCAAUAAAUAAUGACAACAAUUGAAAAUUAA
Messenger RNA from Bombina bombina (fire-bellied toad), 1978 nucleotides. It is a transcript of the gene MTNAP1, whose product is annotated as chromosome 1 C17orf80 homolog. Lineage: Eukaryota; Metazoa; Chordata; Amphibia; Anura; Bombinatoridae. The record is from RefSeq and is a predicted model, not a curated record. The transcript is spliced from 4 exons. The coding region runs from base 389 to 1849 and encodes 486 amino acids.